GUGUCUUUGGGGUCUCUCUCUCUUUUUUUUCUCCCUCUUGCAUAGGUAGUCCAUAAUGACUGUCCAUUGGUUUUAUUAUGCCUUGUCCCCCUCCCACUGGCCGGCUUCGCCCUGCCCAUGUUUUGUAUGUCUCAGUUCGUCCACCGCCUGACGUUCAAGUUCGCAGGAACGUCACGUCCGCACUUGAACUUGCAGCUCAGGGGGGCUUCACCGUACCCCCAUCACUCUCUCUUUGCGAAAAAGUCAUGAAGAGCUCCGCACAGCCCGCAGCGCGCAACGCCUCAGCCUCUGUAUGAUCCGCAGCUCCCCUUUUUUUCAGUUUGGAUGUCAGGCGCAUCAAUGAAGAUAUUUCAUUUGGAGUCUACCUUGUAGGAACGGAUUUCCCAAUGUGAACUCAGCUGAAAAGCCGCCACUAAAUCGACAUGUCUCGCCGCAAGCAAGGCAAACCCCAGCACUUGAGCAAACGGGAGUUUUCGCCUGAGCCGCUCUCGGGCAUUUUACCAGAAGAAGACUCUCAGGACUCCCCCAGGCUGGGAGUGGCUCAGGGCGAGCCCCUUAAAGGGGACCAGGACCUGCUGACCUGCGGCCAGUGCCACUCCCGCUUCCCCCUGGCAGACAUUCUGCUGUUCAUCGAACACAAGCGGAGGCAGUGUCACGGAAGCCUCUGCGCGGACAAACCCCUGGACAGGCCGCCGUCCUCCCCGCUCGCCUCGCCCCUCUCCACGUCAUCCUCACACUCGCGAACCCACCAUCAGCCUCACCCACGGAGGGUGCGGCAACCUGUGGAGGUGGCCGUUCAGGUGUCGCCGCAGGACGAGGAUUGUUUAUCUGCGCCCAUGCAAGGAAUAAUCCCCAAGCAGGAGAAUAUCACAGAUAAAGAUGAGCCCAGCAGUUACACCUGCACCACGUGCAAACAGCCCUUCACCAGUGCCUGGUUCCUGCUCCAGCAUGCCCAGAAUACCCACGGUUUCCACAUCUAUCUGGAGAGCGAGCCUGGCAGUCCCCUCACCCCCCGCGUGGCUGCUGGUCCUGGGAUGGGGGGUGACUGUGCCUCCUCCCAGCCUCCCCUGCAUGCCGUCCACUUGGCUGAUGGCAGUCCUUACAGCCUCCUGAGGAUGCCAGGCUCCGGGUCUGGCCGGGAUUCAGCGUCGACACCCCGCGAGGGACGUUACCCUCGAACACCACCACUGUUCAGCCCGCCACCGCGCCACCACCUCAGCCCCGAUGACCUGGCCUUGGCUACCCACCAUCCCAGCGCCUUUGACCGGGUGAUGAGGCUGAACUCGGUGCCACUAGAUCCCCCCCAGACCAUGGACUUCUCUCGACGACUACGUGAGCUGGCCGGCAAUGCCACCGGAGGUUCCCCACCCCUCUCCCCCAACAGGCCCAACCCUAUGCAACGGCUGCUGCAGCCAUUCCAGCCAGGUUCUAAGCCUCCAUUUUCAGCUACACCACCCCUCUCCACCUCUCAGUCACCUUCUGGCUCACGUUCCACCCCUAAUCCCAUUAACAACGCAGUCCAACCAAGCACCCCUCUCAAGGCAAAGUCUUGUGAGUUCUGCGGAAAGACCUUCAAGUUCCAGAGCAACCUUAUCGUUCACCGGCGUAGCCACACAGGGGAAAAGCCAUUCAAGUGUCACCUCUGUAACCACGCCUGCACUCAGGCCAGCAAACUGAAACGGCACAUGAAGACGCACUGUCAGAGCAAGUCUUCAGCGCUUAAUGCCAAGUCAGACGACGGCCUCUCGACUGCUAGCUCCCCUGAGCCUGGUACCAGUGAGCUGAUGGGCAGCGCCACGGAUGCUCUUAAGUCGGUGGUGGCCAAGUUCAAGAGUGAGAACAAUGGCCUUAUGCCCGAAAAUGGAGAAGAAGAGGAAGAAGAGGAGGAAGAAGAGGAAGAGGAGGAAGAAGAAGAGGAAGAAGAGGAGGAAGAAGAGGAGGAGGGGGAGGAGGAUGACAUUGAGAGUAAGCCUGGAGUUGAAGAUGAGGAAAGGAAUGAAUAUCGUUUCAGCCUGCGGCUAGAAGGCGCCCGUCACCACCAGAACAGUGACGCCCUGCACCCGCACCGCCGGAGUGUGUCCCGGGAUCCCAUAGAUGAGGACUCAGCCAUGGAGUCAGACCGGGCAGAAGAUGGAACCACUACUACCAUCAAUGGCCUGGGUCCUCUAUCCAAUGACAGCCUGUCUAGAAAGCUGUUGGGUGGAGGAGUCAGCCCUGGCUCCCUCAGUCCCUUGUCCAAGCGCAUCAAGGUGGAGAAGGACCUUGAUCCCCCAACACCUACAAUCCCCAACACGGAGAACGUUUACUCUCAGUGGCUAGCUGGCUAUGCGGCCUCCAGGCAACUCAAGGACCCUUUCAUCAACUUCACAGGUGGGGACUCCAGACAAUCGCCCUUCGCCUCCUCAUCUGAGCACUCGUCAGAAAACGGCAGCCUACGCUUUUCCACUCCACCUGGUGAGCUGGACGGGGAACGGGCUCCUUCAGGACGCAGCGGCACAGGCAGCGGGGCUAGCACUCCACACGGUGGAAGUGGAAAUGGGAGGCCGAACUCCAAGGAUGGCCGCCGCAGUGACACCUGCGAGUUUUGCGGAAAAGUGUUCAAGAACUGCAGCAAUUUGACAGUGCACCGCCGCAGUCACACGGGCGAGCGGCCCUACAAGUGUGAGCUGUGCAGCUAUGCGUGUGCCCAGAGCUCAAAGCUCACCCGCCACAUGAAGACCCAUGGACAGAUGGGCAAAGACGUGUACAAAUGUGAAAUCUGCCACAUGCCUUUUAGUGUAUACAGCACUCUGGAGAAACACAUGAAGAAGUGGCACAGCGACCGCCCUCUGCCUAAUGACAUUAAGACUGAGUAGGCAAAGAGCAGCGUGCUGGCCGCUCUCUCUCAGCUCCCCUGGCUAAAGAGCAACCCUGGCUAACUAGCCAAUAAGUGAGGGGAAAGGACAACAGGGUUAGACACCAGUACACAGUACAGCCCUGUUCUCAUCCCGACUGGAAAAGCUAGAUGCAUGAUCCAUCAUUGGGGCAAUACUCUUGCAUCAAACGUAAAACUUUUUGAGCCUUUCUAUUGUGCAAUAAUUUACACGUUUUGUAUUUUUUGUAACUGGACAGCAUGCUAGGUGUGUUUUGGCUACUUAGAGAGAAAAUUGUCCCCAGCUGGUGGGUCUGGUUGUACAUGUGUUGCUGUUGAUACUUUUGAUUUCUUCAACAUAAAAAAAAAGUUAGUUAUGAAAACCCAUGCUGCAUACAGUACAUACUGUUUUACAUAUCAUGUACAGUUUUGUGUUCAAACAUAGUGAACAGUGUCAUAUUAUCAAAACAUCGAGAAAAGCAGGGUCACACUUAAAAACGAUCUUUGUGAAAGAUUUUCCAUGCAACAUUGAGAUAAGAUAUAUAUAUAUAUAAAUUGGGCUGCCUAUGAAAUGCUAGGCACUAGCGCUAUUAAAUAUUUCUUUUACAAACGUCAGUGAAAUUAACAAUAUGGUGUGAAAUGACAACAAAGAGUGCCUUGGAUAUUUUACCUGCAUUAGUUAAUCCUUGUUUUUGUUUUGCUAUAAGCUCAGAGUUUCAGCUAUAAAAAAAUUACAGGACAUUUUUGUGCACAUAUGGAAUAAGCAGGUCCUUGCAUCAAGCACCUGUACGGUCAUUUUUUUCUGACUUAGCAGAGCAUAGGGGUGGGCACGGUGACACAAAAAUUAUAAAAACUAAACAAAAAAAAACAAAAAACAACAAAAAGAUUAUGUGUAUCUCUGGUAAAUCAUUUAUCUGCCUGACUCAUGUAUAUUGUUAUUUUCAAGAUUACAAUUCUGUUUACUGGCAUGUUACAUGCUAAAAAAGGAGUAGGAGUUUGGUGUGUAGACUUUUGGUUUAGGUGUUUAUGUUCUUCGGUACAUGUGUACCAUACUGAGAGGGUACUCUGACGAGUCGUCUUACCCAACGUAAAGCUCUUAAUUUUCCAGAGUGUUUAUUUUCUUUGAAAAUUAAAAGUUUGCAGGUGUUUUUUUGUAAGUAGCACAGAAUUAUGUUUCUUCAGUGUCAGCCAGGCAGGUGGUGUAGCCAGCAGUCACUUGAAGACCACAGAGUGGGAUUUAGUUGUACGCCAGGCAGAUUUUGGGUGAGGGUUGGGUGAGUUUCGGGGGGAUAAGGGCGGGUGAGGGUGAGGGUAGCGAGGGGGGACUGGGUUUACCAGGCGUCUCUACAAUUCAAAAGUGUAUGUCCUCGUAGCAUUAAUUCUCUUUACCACGUUAGAUCUUAGAAACCCUUAAAUAAUCUGAAACAUAUUCUUAAAUGAAAAUCAAAAGUCAAGAAUUUGAACUCAGUUAUAUAACGUUUCGUUUUUCCAGCAGACUUCCCCUUUCCAAGAGUAAAAUGUUCACAGUUUGUGGUCUUUUAAGUUCACACACUCUAGACCUCAUUGUGGUAGUUGAUUUUUUUGAUCUCCAUCCCCGUCAUUGUUGAUGAUAUAGCACUUGUCACUCUGCCUUGGAGUCUGUAUCUGUCUCUCUAAUCGGAGGUACAGUCGGUUGAGUAUAAAAUGAGGACCAGAUUUCAGAUCUGGGACGACCUACGUGCACUGUUCAAUUUUCCCAGUUUACAGUCGGACACUCAAGGGAAAACUUGCUCUUAUGCUGACAGUUUAGUGUUGUGUCAUUGCUUUCCAUUAAAAACAAAGAAAAGAAAAGAAAAAAAAAAGAUUAAAGAAACUGUUGCCAGCCAUGUCUCCUUCUAAGGUCUAAACAUCAGUUCAGCUCUUGGGAGUAUCAAUGCAGGAACCGCCAUAGAAAUAUCCUGCUUCAUACCAACUAUAGUAAUAUACUGCUCAUUACAGAAAAAAAAUGUAAUUCUACAAAUUUGAUUUAAAAAAGAUAAGUAAAAUGUGUUGUUGAUUUUUUUAAAGUAACACUUCGAUAUCUUUAGUGGGGAACCUUAUUUAAUUUUUUUCUUUAAUUUUUUUUUUCUUGUUGUUUCUCUUUUCCUUCUUGGUGACAUCCAGGAUUGCUAUGUAAUGAACUGAAAUGAACACGUCUCUCAUCUUUUUUGCCUUUACUACACACAAGUCUUCAGGUUGAACAAAAAUUUGCAUUGGGGAGAGAUUUAUGAUAUAUAAAUAUAUAGAGAGAAAUUAAAACACAUAGGAAAAUGCACACUCAUGUAAGUUCCUAUGUUCAAAACACAUUUAUGGUCUACUUUUUUCCUGUAUUUAGAAUGGUAUUUGAAAUUAAUGUUCACUUAGCGUAGGCACUUAUAGUAUUUAUGUUGGAGCCUGUAUUUUUAACUGUUUUGCCUGUACUCUUUAAAGGUUUCAAUGUACCCUUUUUUCUGUAGUGAAAAAAAAAAUCCCAACAAGCUGCCACCGUAUAUUUUCUUAAUUUGGCAGGAUAAUAUAGUGUGAAUAAUUUGUAUGCUUGAAAAUAAGUAUGUUUUUGAAAAAUGAAAUGUGGUGUUCCCCAAGGGUGAGAGGUCAUGUGAUGGCUUUUCUGGCAGUCCCGCUGGAGUGACCACAAUGAGGUAAAAACAGGUGGUUGUACAUAUCUUUUAGUUUGUUUUAUAUAUUUUUUUCUCUCCUGCCAUUUUAUAUGCAGUAAUACAAGCUAUUGUUGGGUUUUCUUGGUAGCCAACUUUUUACUGUCCUUGAUCAUGUACCACCUGAUAACAUUCCAGCUGUUUUUGAAAAAGACGUUUUGUCAUAUGCAAUCAAUCCAAUAUCAAUCUGAAAAAGCUUUUUUUUCUUUCUUUCUUUUGCUACAGUUUGUUUUUAUUUUGUUCUGUUAUUUAGAUUUUUUUUUUCAUUGCCAAAAGAAACAUGGUGCUUUAUAAUUUAAAUAUGGUACAUCUCAUAUGCAAGGCAUAUUCUAAAUAGAACCGAAAUCAUGAAAAGAAAAGUUUGGUACAUGUUAUCGUUGCUGAUGGUAUUGAGGUACAUUUAAGUUCUAAGCCUGUUCUCAUCCUGUGACCUGUAUUUACUCUCCAGCUGUUUGUUCUGAACUGAACUUGAAGUUGGCCUAUGGCAUUGGUCGACAUUAUUUAUUAUGACUACACACACACACACAUGCUCUGUUCGGAACAGAGUCACGGCAAAACCAAUCAGUUCAGUUUCCUCCCUCCUGGUGAAUUGUGAUGACUUAAUUUCUCUGUUUAAUGACCAAAGGUCAUUGACCGACAUUUAUGAGUUGUUGCUCGACUUACAGAUUUAGUUGUUGUUAUGUUUCAGUUACGGAGAUGCCACUCUAUUUUCAGCUGUGUUCUGCAUUAUUCUCUUCACUCAGCCAUUUUGUCUUGGAAAAAAAAUAAAAAGUAAUACAUACA
Mugil cephalus (flathead mullet) is the source of this 6306-nucleotide messenger RNA. RefSeq names its product B-cell lymphoma/leukemia 11A-like. Gene Ontology annotation, cellular component: nucleus. The record is from RefSeq and is a predicted model, not a curated record. The coding region runs from base 423 to 2855 and encodes 810 amino acids. The transcript has 3 exons. Gene Ontology annotation, molecular function: DNA-binding transcription factor activity; RNA polymerase II cis-regulatory region sequence-specific DNA binding. Lineage: Eukaryota; Metazoa; Chordata; Actinopteri; Mugiliformes; Mugilidae. Gene Ontology annotation, biological process: regulation of transcription by RNA polymerase II; negative regulation of dendrite development.